UCGGCGAAAACUACGGUUACUAUGGUAAUUUUUGCAAGCGCUAUUACAAACCCCUCCCAACCAGGAAGUGAAAUCCAGCACUAGUAUCCUCGAGUCCAGGCGGAAAAAGUCAAAAGAUCAACAGUGCAGAUGUAAAUGCAGUCAGUGAGAUGCAGUCCCGAUUGUGCUUCUGCGAAGAUUAAAACGCAUAAUGACGCGAUCUUUAUACGCUUCAAUUGGCGCUGACGCCGCUGUUAAGAGCAACAUUUGCAAUGCUAUCUACAUAAGUGCUGGCAGGGGAUAACGUUAGUCUUAAACGAUAACUUAGUGAUUUUAACACCUUACCUCGAUAAUACAGCUUCCGUUUAUUGGCGUUCAAAUUCAAACAUGUCUUUUCGGUUUGCAAACUAGAUGCGCAAAAUGAAUGGUUCUCGAGACACGUUGAAUAAACAUGUAACAUACAUUAAGUUUCAAAAUAAUUAACACCAUCAUCAAACCUUAAAAAAUGUCGUCGGACAAGUUGACGUGGACACUGACGGGAGCGACAGUGGCGUGUGUUUUAGCGGUGUAUGUCGCCUCUGCUCCGCGCGCUGUGCCCGGUGGAGACUCAGGAGAGCUGAUCACUGCUGCUUGUGAGCUGGGGGUGGCCCAUCCUCCAGGAUACCCUCUGUUCACCAUGUUGUCUUCUCUGCUGCUCUUGCUGCUGCCUCUCAGUUCUCCGGCACACAGUAUCAAUGUCCUGUGUGCUGUCUUUGGGGCCGGGGCUAGUGGAGGCCUCUGCUUCACUGUCUGCAGGUUGGCUGGACCUGGUCCAGGGGCUGUCCUGGCUGGUGGAGUGUUUGCAGUGUCCAGGCUGGUAUGGCAGUGGUCGGUUGUGGCUGAAGUCUUUUCUCUUAACAACUUGUUCGUGGGCGUCCUCUUCUCGCUGUCAGCCUGUUUCAACUGUGCAAAGAGUGUUGAGCAGAAGAAGAAGUUUGCUCUGUGGGGGGCGCUGUUCUGUGGGCUGAGCCUGUGUAAUCAGCACACGCUGGUCUUGUAUGUUGUCAUCAUAAUUCCCUGGGCCCUCCUGCACCUCUACACUCAUAAUGGUUUGUCCUUUAUUGGUCUGGUGUCUUUGGGGAUGUGUUUCCUGGCUGGCUUUGUGCCCUACAUCUACCUGCCCAUUUCCUCCUACCUCAACAGAGCUCGCUGGAGCUGGGGAGACCAGACGUCUCUCCACGGCUUCCUCACACACCUGCUCCGAGCUGAAUAUGGCACCUUCAGCCUGGCUAAAACGGAUGAAAAUUUGAGCCUCCUAAAAAUGUUACGGGCUCAGUGGAAUCACUGUGUGAAUGAUCUAUCUUCCCCAGUACUUGUGCUGGCAGUUCUAGGCAUUUUGCUGUCUGUACGGAGCAGAAUUCGCUUUGUUUUUGUCUGGUUGAUUGUCACCAUGGUGAGCAUCUACUCUGUGUUCUUUGCCUGGAGAGCAAACCUGAACAUUGAGAAGCCUCUUCUUCUGGGAGUGGUGGAGCGCUUCUGGCUGCAGGCUGAUGCUGGGGUGUGUGUUCUGGCUGGUCUGGGUCUGAGCUGGGCCGUGUGUUGGCUGAACGGGCGUCUGAGCCGGGGGACGGUGUGGAACACGGGAGCCUGGAUACUCACUGCAGGCCUCAUCUCACACAUGAUCAGCUUAAACCACAGAGAGUGUGAUCAGAGCAGUAAUGACGUCAUGGACAGGUUUGCUCGUGAGGUUGUGUUGUCAUUGCCGGAGGGCUCGUUGGUUCUGACUCGUGGUGAUCUCCCGGGCAACACGCUGCGCUACGUCCACUACUGCCAGGGUCUCCGACCAGAUCUCAGCCUUGUUGACCAGGAGAUGAUGACGUAUAGCUGGUAUGUGGCAAAACUCCAGAAGCAUUUACCUGGAGUCACGUUUCCUGGCCGCUGGUGGGAUCCAGUCAACACCGCAGAAAAGAAAACUUUCAGCAUUGAGCAGUUUCUCAAGCACAAUAUGCACAGGCCUGUGUUUGUAUGUAUUGGUCUAACUGAGGGUGACCCCAGCUGGGAGAGGAGUUUCUCUCGUUGGCCCUGGGGCGUCUGUGAGCAGUUGGUACCUGUCAAGACCCCUUUUGACCCUGAAAAAUGGGCCCAAAAAACACUUGACCUUUACAACUGGAGCCAGCCACAUGACAGCUUUCACCCUGGCUCCUGGGAGAGAAUUGCCAAUGAGGAGAUGUGGCAGGCCAGGAUGAAGACAGCUUUCUUCCUGUUUGACCUGGCUGAGAACAUGGAAAGAGAACAGCAGGCCCGUCUCUAUGAGCUAUCUUACUAUCUGUACUGUCAAAUAGUGGAUGCCCAGGUAGACUACCCGGCGAAUUGGGAUAAGAACCUGGCUCUUGCCGCAGAACGUCUGCUGCAAUCAGGGGGCAGAGGUUACGGUCUAGAUUCCCUCCUGAGUCGCAGCAUCCACCACUUCAGCCGUUACCUUCAGAGAGAACCCACCGAUCCCCAGAGCAAAGCCAUCCGCUCCGUCAUCACACACCUCAGGAAAGAGCGGGAAAAACUCAGAGACAGACAGAAGGGUUGAGACAGAAAGUGACAGAAACUGUCUGAAACAACACAGAGAGUCUUCAAAACACUGAAAACACCUGUGACACAUAGGUGUAGAUAGCACAAGAAGGUAAGAGGGAGGGAGACAAAUAUAAAGAGACAAUACAAAGACCAUGUUUAAUGUGUAUUUUACAAACACUGUGAUUCAUCUCUCAGUUAAAUGAACUCAAAAUGCUAAAACGGACCAAUAUGUCAAAACAUGAGUUUCAUACUAAGAUCUUUUAAAUUGUGAGCUACUGAUCCAUCAUUGUAACCAUUCAUUUAGUUUACGGUCAUGAUUUCAUUAACAAGAUGAUAUAUUGGUCAGUUGCACAAAAUACAGAGAUUAAUUAUAUUUCCUCAACACGCUAAACUCAAACACCCAAGACUAAUUGUUUUUCAUAGCGUAUGCUGCUGUUAUUUGAUUGUCAUUUUUAACCUUAGCCAAUUUGUGUCCUACAUAAGAAGAAUUUUCACAGUGAAGGUAAGGGACUCUGUGUUCUGAACUAAAUUGCUAUGUUUGUGUUUCUUUUGUAAUAAAAUUUCACACUUUCAAUAUGUUAAAA
Molecule: messenger RNA, 3107 nt
Organism: Megalobrama amblycephala (Wuchang bream)
Lineage: Eukaryota; Metazoa; Chordata; Actinopteri; Cypriniformes; Xenocyprididae
Gene: tmem260
Product: transmembrane protein 260
Exons: 16
Coding region: 485-2539 (684 amino acids)
Source: RefSeq, a predicted model, not a curated record